AUGGAGAAGAGCAAUUUCUCAGAAGAAGAGAAAUGGUGGGGAGAUAACCAUUUAGAGCAGAUCAAUGGCUUCUGGUUCAUGCCUAUGCUUAUCCCCAGAAUUCACCGGGUGCUAGCCGAGUUCAACCCACGUCCCAGCGAUGUAAUCUUGAGUUCCUUUCCUAAAACCGGCACCACAUGGCUCAAAUCUCUUCUUUACUCCAUCAUCAAUCGCUCCUCUCUUGAUUCUCUGGUCAACAACAACCCCCGCGACCUCGUCCCUUUCCUAGAAAUUCAAGUCUAUGGAGACCAAGAAUCAUCGGACUCAUCAACUUACCUGUCGUCCGAGGAUACCCCUAGAAUUUUCAGUACACAUAUCCCUUACCAACUGCUAGGCAAAACCUUGGAAUCCUCGGGCUGUCGUGUGGUUUAUGUUGCCAGGAACCCAAAGGACACCUUAAAUUCACUCUGGCAUUUCGCGAAUAAGUGGGAAAUGGCAGUGGAAGGGCCAUGGGAGUUGGAAGAAGCUGUGGAGAAAUUUGUGAGUGGGGUUGUCCCUGACGGACCUUACUACGAGCAUGUAUUGGGGUAUAGAAUGGCGGGUUUGAAUAAUCCUGAUAAAGUGUUCUUUAUUACUUAUGAAGAGUUAAUGGAUGACACGAAAACUCAUGUCAAAAAAUUGGCUGAGUUUUUGGGUUGUCCUUUUGUGGAGGAGGAGGAUAAGAAAGUGGAGGAGAUUGUCAAGUGUUGCAGCUUUGGGGUUUUGAAGAAUCAUGAGGUUAACAAGUCCGAAGAUUAUACUACUUGGGCUCCAACUCCCUAUACUUCAUUUUUUAGACAAGCAAAAGUGGGUGACUAUAGAAAUCACUUAAGUGAUGAUGCUAUUAAAAGAAUUGAUGCACGUACGGAAGAGAAAUUUUAUAAAUCUGGAUUUGUUUAUGGGAUUUAG
Molecule: messenger RNA, 927 nt
Organism: Ipomoea triloba (trilobed morning glory)
Lineage: Eukaryota; Viridiplantae; Streptophyta; Magnoliopsida; Solanales; Convolvulaceae
Product: cytosolic sulfotransferase 17-like
Exons: 1
Coding region: 1-927 (308 amino acids)
Biological process (GO): sulfation
Cellular component (GO): cytoplasm
Molecular function (GO): sulfotransferase activity
Source: RefSeq, a predicted model, not a curated record